AUGAUCGAUUGGCGUUUUGAGAGCCUCGGUUUCGGCCUCGCUCAGAUCCCCAUUGGCUUCCUCAACGGCAGACAUUGUGAUGGUACACUUUGUAAGGGCAUCGUAUUCGCCAUCGAACUCGAUGCUAUCAUAAUAGUUCGGCAGUGCUGUUUAAUUAUCAGGGAAUCUGAUUUGGUGGAGGUCGUGCGACGCGAGCUAGAGGAGGCCUUGAAGGCGACAUUCCUGGCAAACCACUCGAAGGCUGCCGGCUGCUCGAAUGGCGAUGAUCUCAGCCUCUCCGAUAUCAACAGUUCUGAGGAGGAGUCCAUGUAA
This is a messenger RNA of Protopolystoma xenopodis, 312 nucleotides long. NCBI's taxonomy places the organism in Eukaryota, Metazoa, Platyhelminthes, Monogenea, Polystomatidea, Polystomatidae. The record is from the annotation of a GenBank genome assembly.